UCAAUUUUUGUUUUUUUUAAUGUGUUAUCUGCAUGACCGUUGUAUCAAACCUAUGGGCCCUCAUUUCAGCUUCUAAAGUAGAGCGCUCUCAGAGGUACUGGAAAUAAUUUUUUGCAGGACGAAGUUCGAGAAUCUGAAGCUUCUGUAGCAGUCCAUGCAUUUUCUCAUUUUCAGAUCCAGGUAAAGAAACUCUGAACAAGUCCUUGCUUUGUUAAAGAUGAAGCAACUUACCCGAAGUUCCUCCUAUUCUUGGUGGAGGGAAAGCCACAAUCGUCCAAAUCAAUCUGCAUGGCUUCGCAAUGCUCUAGAAGAGCUAGAUGAGAAGACUCAGAACAUCUUGAAUCUUGUAGAAGCAGAAGCUGAUUCGUUUGCUCAACGAGCUGAAAAUUUCUACCAUAAGAGGCCGCAGCUCAUUACCAUGAUUGAAGAGUACUACAGGGCAUACCGAUCAUUGGCAGAGCAGUUGGACCAUCUCAAGGGGGAAAUUAGACAAAAUGUCCCUAAACCUCUUCAAGUUAAGUAUGGAUUAUCUUGUGAAGCUCCUCUGGAGAGUCCAUUUAGAAAACAAUUUUCAGGAGAUAAGAAUCAGCGGUUUAAGGAGCUUCUCAGAAGGCACGAAACGUAUGGAUCUGAUUCAGAAGUAUCAGAAGUAGAUGAUCCAGAACCAGAGGAUUGCAACCGAAGGAGUAGAAGACAUUCCGACCAGGAAUCUAUAAGAAUGAUACCUUCUGAUCUGGAAUCUGAAAGCACGUUAUCUUAUUCAGAUUCCGAAGCUGCUAGCCAUGUUGUAGAGUCUCCAGAGAUUGAAAAUGUUGGAAGCAAAAUAAGAGAAAUGCAAGCAGAGAACUUGCUUCUUGUCAAACAAUUAACAGCAAAAAACAUUCAGGUUAAACGUUUGAAGAUAGAAAACAAUAAAUUGAAGAAGGAAAAGGCUUUCUGCAAAGAAGAGAUGUCUUUAGUUGUGCAGGAUAGGAGUCUUUUGGAAAAGGAGUUGGAGACCAUCAAAUCGGAGAACGCAAAACUCAGGAAUGAAAAUGAGGUUAAUGUGUGGGAAAGGAAUGAUUUGCACAAGGCGUUAGAAUUCAUCAGAUAUGAGAACACCAAACUGCAGAACGAAAAUGAGAUCAAUGGACAACAGCUCAAAGUUCUUACAAAAAAGGUCAGCAACUUGCAAAAAGAGAACAAAAGCUACAAGAGCAUGUCACUUGUCCUUGGCUGUGUCAAUGGAGAAGCUGCAAGGUUGGCUAGGAGCAAUGUGAGGUUGCGGAAUGAAAUGUGUGGAGGCAAUAAACAAAGUGAAGGCGCUGUGCAGAUUCUGAAGAAAGAGAAAAAUAAAGUUGAAAUCAUCUUGGAAGCUAAAGAAAAUCUGGUAAUGGAACAGAGUUUCAAAAUAAAGGAAUUGCAAAACGAGGUCUGUGAUAGAGAACUAGAGUUAGAUGUUAUCAAAGCAGAAAACACCAAACUGAGAAAUAAAAAUGAGGAAAAGAAUGUUGAAACUACAGGGAAGGCUCAAGAAAAAUUCAUAUCAGAACAGAAUUUGAGAAUAGAGGAAUUGCAAAGGGAGGUAUAUGGUCUUGUGGCAGAGAACAGUAAACUGAGGGAUGAAACUGAAAUUAAUGUUCAACAACUACAAGUUCUUAAAGAGAAUGUCUCUAAGUUGCAAGAGGAGAAUAUAAAGCUCUGUACACAGAGUAAGAAUGUUGAGAUCACAUUGGAAGCGAAAGAAAAAUUCAUAUUAGAACAGAAUUUGAGAAUAGAGGAAUUGCAAAGGGAGGUAUAUGGUCUUGUGGCAGAGAACAGUAAACUGAGGGAUGAAACUGAAGUUAAUGUUCAACAACUACAAGUUCUUAAAGAGAAUGUCUCUAAGUUGCAAGAGGAGAAUAUAAAGCUCUGUACACAGAGUAAGAAUGUUGAGAUCACACUGGAAGCGAAAGAAAAAUUAGUAAUGGAACAGAAUCUGAGAAUUGGGGAAUUACAGAAUGAGGUCUAUCAGCUACUUGAAGAAAACAGAGUACAGGAGAUUCAACUGCUCGAGAGAGAUGAACAAAAAAGAGAAGCAAUAAGGCAGCUCUGUUUUACUCUGGAUGCAUUGAUGGAUAAGAACAAGAGAUUGCAGGAAGCUCUCCAAAAAUUGCAAAGGGAAGUGGGAAAGAAGCCUAAUAAUAUUGGAAUCAGAACGUCACGAAUUUCAAGGUGGCAGAAAUUUCUAUUUCCCCUUCUGGAUGGUAGAUCUAGGCCUUUAGCUAUUUGAAAGCACACAUUUUGCAUUGCAUUACUGUAUAGUGUAUGAGUAAGUUUGUGAGUUUUUUAUGAGGCGGCAUUAUUAUUCACUUUUGUCUAAAGUUUUGUUUCUGAUUAUAAGUAUGUUCAAUCUUUAUAUCCCUGUUGGUUUUACAAGCAAGGAUAUUGGAGAAUGGUUAGGACUGCAAUCAAAGAUAUUGCAGAAGAGAUCCAUCACCACCUCUCCACACUGUAUGAAAUCCUGUUGGGUACUUAUGUAUUUGCCUCUUAGCUUCAAUAUGUACUGUUCUCUGAAAAUUUGGGCUAUGUGCAGAGGGUUUUCUUUAUUGUCCUCUUCAGCAUUGCAUGCUUGGGUAGUCCCUGCCUUUGUUGGUGACAGUGAAAUUAUUUAUAUAUUAUUUUGAAAUUACUUAUUUUA
Molecule: messenger RNA, 2659 nt
Organism: Cryptomeria japonica (Japanese cedar)
Lineage: Eukaryota; Viridiplantae; Streptophyta; Pinopsida; Cupressales; Cupressaceae
Product: protein NETWORKED 4B
Exons: 3
Coding region: 218-2251 (677 amino acids)
Molecular function (GO): actin binding
Source: RefSeq, a predicted model, not a curated record